Panicum virgatum (switchgrass) is the source of this 2208-nucleotide messenger RNA. RefSeq lists its product as uncharacterized. Gene Ontology annotation, molecular function: zinc ion binding. The transcript has 6 exons. The coding region runs from base 1 to 2208 and encodes 735 amino acids. Lineage: Eukaryota; Viridiplantae; Streptophyta; Magnoliopsida; Poales; Poaceae. The record is from RefSeq and is a predicted model, not a curated record.
AUGGGUGAUCCGCAGCCGCGCCUUCCGUUGCGCUGUCCGGUGGAGAUGGCGGACGACGACAGCGGGUAUGGAUCUUCCUCCUCCUUUAGUUGCUUAGUGAAUGAUUGUGAGAACGCUCUUAAAGUUGAAGGAUUCAGUUCCACAGACAGUAGUGGUAGAAAAGCAUACACAAAAGGACGCGUGAUUAAGUGGGAUGUUGAAGUAGGUUCUUUUUCUUUCGAUUUGCUGAUGAAUAGCCUGCGCAAUGAGUUCCAGUGGUCCAGUAGUCAGUCUGCUAGUGUAUGGUUCUAUGACAAAAGGAUGGGGGAAGAUGUCAAGCUAGAGAAUGAUUUGCAGAUGCAUGACAUAUUCGAAAUGUAUAAGGAUCAGAUGCAAUGCGACUUUAUUGUUGGGGUUUUUGACAGUUGUCAUAGACAGGCUUAUGAGUUUGAUGCUUUAGAGCCACUUUGUGUGAUCCCACCUGUUUAUUUUGGUGAUGAUAACCCUGAUCAGAUCCCACCCAAUAGCAAAGACAUGCCAGCUGGACUUGGUAAUGAUGCUGCCGAUCCUAUUGACCAUAAUUCUGGGGAGGCAGAAUUUUUACCAAUAGAUCCAGAUCCUGAGCUUGAGGCUGAUAGGGAGCCUGAUAUCUUUGACAAUGGUGAGGAGUAUGUUGGAGUUGAUGAUGAGGUUCAGUUCAUGCCUGUACCAUCUCCUCAGGCAGCUAACAAUUCAGCCCCAGAAUCAUCUAACAAUGCUGAAUAUCCUUCUUUUCAUGAUGCUGAUGAAUUUGAUGGGGUUCCCAAUGCUGAAGGAGAAACUCCUCCUAAGGCAGAGGUAAAUGAUGCAGAUCCAGAGGAGGUUCAGGUUAUCCAUGAUCCAGAAAACCCCAAGAUAGAAGUGGGAGAAAGGUUUCCUGAUAUUGUUGCAUUUAGGAAGGCAGUUAGGCAUUAUGCAGUUCUGACAGGGUUUGAGUUUGCCAAAGUCAUCACAGACCAGACUAGGUUCAUUGCCAAGUGUAAAGCUGAAGGAUGUCCUUGGCGCAUACAUGCUUCAAGAAUCUCUCAUGGCAAGACAAUAGAGAUCAAAGUAUUGCCUGCAAAGCACAAUUGUCCAACUACUAAACUGAGAGAAGGGAGAAUGGCAACACAAGGCUGGUGUGCAGAUAGGUUGGGGGAUUGGCUGAAGAGAAAUCCAACUAAAGGUCCAAAGGAUUGUAAGGAAAAAUUAGAGGGGGAUUAUGGUAUCAAGCUCAAGUACUCCAAAGCAUGGUCAGGCAUGAAGGUAGCACUAGAGCAGAUCCAUGGAAAGUAUGAGGAGAAGGGGUGCAGACCAUUUAUAGGUGUUGAUGCAUCCAAUUUGUAUGGCAAGUACAGAGGACAGUUGGCAUCCGCAACUGGUGUAGAUGGCCACAAUUGGCUGUAUCACAUUGCAUAUGCUCAAGUGAAGAAGUUCAAAGGGUUGCUAUUGCAUGAACUAGUAGACAAGCUGAGGGAGCUCAUAAUGGAAAAGAGAUACUUGAGAAAGAAACUGGCUAGGCAGUGGCCAGAAGGAAUUCUGCCUAAUGUCAUGAAAGAAUUGAAUCUGAUUAGCAACCAGCUCAAGGUCAUAAAAGUUACAGUGAGUGAUGAUUACAUAGCUGAAGUCACCCUUUUGGACCAUUGGAACAAUAAAAAAUGGCACACAGUGGACCUGCAGAAUCACAAAUGCUCUUGCAGGGAGUGGCAAGUUACUGGGAAGCCAUGUAGACAUGCUUUGGCCUGGAUAUUGUCCAAUAGGGGGAUCAAAAUUGAAGACUAUGUCCAUGAGUACUACUCAGUGGCUAGGUUCAAGAAAGCUUAUGAAGCCAGAGUUGAGGGAAUACCAGAUAGGUCCCAGUGGCCUCAAGUGGAUCUUGGUUUCAAAGUGCAUCCACCAUUGUUGGGCAGAGGACCAGGGAGGCCAAAGGUGCAAAGGAUUAGAGGGUGCAUGGAAAAAAGAACCACAAAGAAAAAGGUUAAAUGCAGCAGAUGCCGUGCACUAGGCCAUUUUGCAAAAACUUGCAAAGAGCCAGAGGUUGGUGAAGAUGGCGCAAAAGGGUUGAGCAGGAAUAAAAGGAAGAAGUGCACAGAAGAUGAUGCUAGCCCCUCCAACGUGAAGAAACAGAAGACUCAACAGAAAAAGAAGAAUUCUGUUAAGUCUGUGAUUUGGAUAUUUGAGACACAAGUGAUGUCAAAUAUUUAUGUCUAA